Striga hermonthica is the source of this 1944-nucleotide messenger RNA. The record is from the annotation of a GenBank genome assembly. NCBI's taxonomy places the organism in Eukaryota, Viridiplantae, Streptophyta, Magnoliopsida, Lamiales, Orobanchaceae.
AUGUUGUCCCAGAUUUCGGCAUCAUUUAGUCACACCUCCUCUUCCCUCACCGUCGCCACCACCGCCUUCUCCUUCCGCUCAUCUUUCCGGCAGAAAAUUUAUUUUUCCCCCUUCAACCGCUGUAGUUUACGGAGGCGCCACUUAUCCACCGUCGAUUCGAUGGAGAGAACUACUCCCGCCGCGUCCGCCGUCGACUCUUUAUCGGAGGAUUUGAAGAAUCAGAGGUUGCAAUACAAUAACGGCGGCAAUAACUGUGACGUCGUUAGAAAUGGUACGGAUGUUGAUUAUCUUAGGCAGAACAGGGUUAGGUUAAAGCUGGAAGAAUUGAAGUGGGACCAUUCGUUUGUUCGUGAACUUCCCGGUGAUCCCAGGCUUGAUACGAUCCCCCGAGAGGUUUUGCAUUCCUGUUAUACAAAAGUAUCUCCAUCGGCUGAGGUUGAUAAUCCUCAACUAGUUGCAUGGUCGGAUUCCGUCGCCGAGCUACUUAAUUUGGAUCCUAAAGAAUUCGAGAGGCCUGAUUUUCCCCUGUUUUUCUCUGGGGCAUCACCCUUACCUGGAGCGAUGCCUUACGCUCAAUGCUAUGGAGGACAUCAGUUUGGGAUGUGGGCCGGACAGUUGGGUGAUGGUAGGGCAAUUACAUUGGGGGAGGUUCUUAACUCUGAGUCUCAGAGGUGGGAAUUACAGCUUAAGGGUGCUGGAAAGACACCAUACAGCCGGUUUGCUGAUGGUCUUGCCGUCUUACGUAGUAGUAUCCGGGAAUUUCUCUGCAGUGAGGCAAUACACGGUCUUGGAAUCCCAACAACACGUGCUUUGUGUUUAGUGACAACUGGAAAAUACGUUACCCGAGAUAUGUUCUACGAUGGCAACCCAAAGGAUGAGCCUGGUGCAAUUGUCUGCAGAGUUGCUCAAUCCUUUCUACGUUUUGGUUCAUACCAAAUACAUGCUUCAAGAGGGAAGGAUGAUCUUGCUAUUGUCCCCAUGUUGGCUGACUAUGCCAUCAGGCAUCAUUUCCCCCAUCUAGAGAACCUAAGCAAAAGUGAGAGUUUAUCUUUCAGCACCGGUGAAGGAGACGAUUCGAUUGUGGAUUUGACUUCUAAUAAGUAUGCAGCUUGGGCGGUAGAAGUUGCUGAGCGUACAGCCUCCUUAGUUGCAAAGUGGCAGGGUGUUGGGUUUACCCAUGGGGUGCUCAACACAGAUAACAUGAGUGUGCUGGGACUCACCAUAGAUUACGGUCCUUUCGGUUUCUUGGAUGCUUUUGAUCCCAGUUUCACUCCAAACACUACUGAUCUUCCUGGCAGAAGGUACUGCUUUGCGAAUCAACCUGAUAUUGGUUUGUGGAAUAUUGCACAAUUCUCCACGACUCUGUCAGCUGCCCAAUUGAUAAAUGACAAGGAGGCGAACUAUGCCAUGGAGAGAUAUGGAACGAAGUUCAUGGACGAGUAUCAGGCCAUUAUGACCCGAAAACUUGGUCUGCCCAAGUACAAUAAGCUGUUGAUCAGUGACCUUCUGAAGAACAUGGCUGUUGAUAAAGUCGACUAUACAAAUUUUUUUCGGUUGCUUUCUAAUGUAAAAGCUGAUCCCAACAUUCAAGAAGAUGAGCUGCUGAUCCCUCUGAAGGCUGUUCUGUUGGAUAUUGGAAAGGAGCGGAAAGAUGCAUGGACUAGCUGGGUGAAGUCAUACAUCCAAGAGCUUUUGACCAGUGGCAUUCCGGAUGAGGAGAGGAAAAUAUCAAUGAAUUCGGCAAAUCCCAAGUACAUCCUCAGGAAUUAUUUAUGCCAAAGUGCAAUUGAUGCAGCUGAGCAAGGCGAUUUUGAGGAGGUCCGCCAACUACUAAAGGUUAUGGCAAGGCCGUAUGACGAGCAGCCCGGGAUGGAGAAAUACGCCCGUUUGCCCCCGGCUUGGGCUUACCGUCCGGGCGUAUGCAUGCUUUCCUGCUCUUCUUGA